Oreochromis aureus is the source of this 3525-nucleotide messenger RNA. It is a transcript of the gene ogfrl1, whose product is annotated as opioid growth factor receptor-like 1. Gene Ontology annotation, cellular component: membrane. Gene Ontology annotation, molecular function: opioid growth factor receptor activity. The transcript has 7 exons. The coding region runs from base 132 to 1322 and encodes 396 amino acids. NCBI's taxonomy places the organism in Eukaryota, Metazoa, Chordata, Actinopteri, Cichliformes, Cichlidae. The record is from RefSeq and is a predicted model, not a curated record.
AGUGCAAACCCACCGCUCUGCAAACCGAAAAACGAGGCUGGGGGCAAAAUUAUGUAGCAUUUUUAUUUUUUUUAAAAAAAAGCGAUAAUUAAAAAGAAGAAGAAGAAGGCGGGUAUUGCAUGUUUUUUUAAAUGGGAAACCUGGUGGGCAGCUGGCGUUUCAAGGAGCCGAGCACGAUUGAGGAAUGUGACUCGACGUGGGGAUCGGACUCGGAGAGCGACGAGCCAGCGGCUGAAGAUGAUAGCGGCAUCUCCGACUCCGUCAGCCCGGCGGAGAGCGAGAGGGCCGCGGGGCACGCCGGAGACAGCACACCGCAGCUGACUGACUCCCCGGAGUCUGUUCCAAAGAUGAAGAGGAGUUUCUAUGCCGCCAGGGACCUCUACAAAUACCGGCACAGCUACCCGAACUUCAGAAGGUCCCGGCAGCCCAAUGAGUACCGCAACCUGCGCUUCUACCUGAACAAGAUCCCUCUAGUACCUGAUGGUAUCUACAUAGAAGAGAUUCUCUCUAAGUGGAGAGGCGACUAUGACAAACUGGAGCACAAUCACACCUAUAUUCAGUGGCUGUUCCCAUUACGAGAACAAGGGCUCAACUUCUACGCACAUGAACUGACUCAGGAUGAGAUCAAAGAAUUCCAAAGCACUCGGGAAGCAAAGAGGAGAUUCCUGGCGGCCUAUUCCCUCAUGUUGGACUUCUACGGCGUCAAGCUGCUGGAUAAGAGUGGCAACGUUGCUCGGGCUCCAAACUGGCAGGAGCGCUUCCAGCACCUUAAUGAAUCCCACCACAACUACCUGCGGAUCACUCGCAUCCUGAAGUCCCUGGGUGAGCUCGGCUAUGAGGCCUUUAAGGCCCCGCUGGUUCGCUUCUUCCUGGAGGAGUCGCUGUGCCACAGCACCCUGUCCAACAUGCAGCACAGCAUCCUGGAAUACUUUGUCUACACCAUCCGCCUGCCAGCCACCCGCCGACGCUUGCUCCGCUAUGCCCGCCAACACUACAGGCCUGCCCACGCGUUCCUCUGGGGACCACCACCUAAAAAGCGGGGAGGUGGUGCUGGUGCUGGAGGUAGCGUGGGUGCUGGAAGUAGUGGGAUUAGGGCGCCUGCUCCAACACCAGAGCAACAGAGGAGGGGGAUGGAGAGCACCAUAUCCACAUCUGCAGGUAGUGGAAAUAUUGUGUCUUCCCACAAUGCCACGAUGUGCCAUGAGCUGGCUGAAGGAGGACUGAAGGGCUGCAUGGGACUUGGUCCCAACAUGGAGGGAGCGCUGAUGAUGGUGGGAGCUCGAGCAGAGAGGAAUGAGUUCAAUGAGAUGAUUCCUUUGUAGGGAAAAAGUUUUGAGGGCAGAAAACAAAAUGAACCACUUAAAUUGUAAAGAAAUAAACCUGCUUUGUGGAAGGACACGCAAACCAGGGCAGUAAAACACAGGUACAGAUGUUUGAGCUGUUAAUAAACACAUCAUUAGAAUCUGUUUAGGUUAAGGGCUGACUAUAAUCUCAAACAGUACUUUAUUUAUUGCAAGUGAAUUAUCUUAACUGAAUUUGGGAUUAUAAUCUAAAGCUGGGUUAUUUUUUGUUUGUUUUUUGCUUUUGGUGGGGUUUGUAUCCUGAGCUAAGAUAGCUGAAUCCCAAAAUUAUCUAAACUAGUAGAGAAAGUUUGACAGAAGCCUUAUUUAAUGUUUUGGUCUGGAAUCAUAAAGAUCGUUCUACAAGCAAAGCUCUCUGCUGAAUGUUUGCUGGUGUUGGGAUGGUGAGAUUAUUGAAAUGCUGUAGCUGGAGCUCCACCAAACAACACGCUGGAUUGAGCUCCUUUUGUACAGGGUCUGUACAGCAAAUGUGAAAAGGGAGAUCAGGAAGAAUUUGUCUUAUUUCCAUGUCAUGUAAAAAGCAUAUAAGAGAAGACUAAUUUGUCAGCAAUACUUACAGAUUUUUUUUAACUUGACUGACUUGAAAUUUUCACUUUGUUGUUAAUCUUAGGUGCAGCUCAGUUAUGUAUCCGUGCUGCGAUUUUACUCUCUACAAGUUAAAGGUAGCCAGUUCCGCUGAAAAUUGUACAGAACUAUAUAGCAAAACAUAAAACGUGUUGGUAAGCUGAUAUCUUUAAGAAAUACUUAAGAAAAGAAAGGCUUUAGGUGACAUUAUUACCUGUGAACUCCAAGUGGCAGCUCAGCAGCCCAUUGGAAAACUUGAUAGGUAAUUUUUCAUCAAAGGAAAAAUUUUCUGCAGAAAUUGUGAAAUCUGAAACUGAGCAAUAAAUAUUUAGCUAUAAAACAACCCAGGGCUGCUUAAAGCCAAUUAUCCAAUGGCAGUCACUACACUGACUUAAAUAAUGCACUUUGUAUUUCAGUCUAAAAGAUGAAGGGAAAAUACAAAGUGUGACAGAUAGGUUAGUUGCAGUUUUUUUUCUGGUUUUGUAGGCAAUAAUUCAGAAAAUAUUAUUAAUCCUUCAGCAAAGAGCAGAAAUGCUAGUACCAAUGUUACUGGUAAUUUCCACCAGUUGUCACAAACCGAGCUAAAGAUGGUGUUUGUAUCAGUACUAGCAAAUUGGCAUAAUUAAACUGGUUAAAUUAUGAAUAAAUAAAAAUAUACAAAUCCAAAUAAAUAAAAAUAUAUAUUUCAAAGUAGGCAUUACUGUAAUCACGUUAUAUUAUAAUAUACUAUAGAUAUAUAGAUAUAUAUAUAGAUAUAUAUAUAUACAUAUAUAUAUAUAUAUAUAUAUAUAUAUAUACAUAUAUAUAUAUCAAGUUUCAGUGACGUGUGAAAAACAGCCGUGAGCUAGCUUGGCUGCCACACCUCCACAGUGUGUUAUGCCACCUAAAAGCCUUCUUCUAUUCUUGACUGGAAGUUAUGGAUUGAAGUUAAUGUGAUCAGACUGGUGGUGUGCAGUGUGUUCUCAUAGACAGUAUAAAAGAUGGAUGUAGCUACCAUAGUGUUACCAAAAUGUAUGGAUAUGAGAAGGAGGGGUGGGUCUUGUGAUUAACAAGUUGCUAGCUAAUGAGCAUUUUGUACCACAAAUAAUCUUCCAUUUGGAAAAAAUGUAUGACCAAGAUUUACAACAAUAGAUUUAAUCUUUUUAUUAUUCAGUAACUGAGCCCAUAAACUCAUCGGAUAGGGGUUUAGAAAGGUCAAAACCAAAUAAAAUUUAAAUUCCACGGGUUUCUAUAGGACUGGAAGCCUUUUUGCCUCCACAGCUAUCGCCAUCUGGUGGACUUUAGGUAAAAAGCAGGGUUCGGGCAAAUCCGGAUUGGCUUCAUUUUAAUUCAAAGCUACGUCAGACUUUGAUACUGUCUAUGUGUGUGUUGCACUUUUUGGACAAUCUGUGUCUUCCUGUUAAAAGCGCUGUAGGUUUUAAAAGGUUGUGCAUCAUAGUCAUGAUAUAGUGAUGAUACUGUCUAACCUUGCAAUAAUGUGACUUACUGAAAUGAGAAGUUAAACACCCUUGUUACAAGGGCGUAGAUUUGGUUUUGGCAUUGGUGGGGACGGAUGAUUCAACCACCGAACCCUGCGCUGUUUCUUUUUUUUUUUUUUUCC